UCUGUGUGGUUUUACGUGGAGUUUCUACCCGGAAAGUGUACUGAUGAUCCGAUGAAGUGGAAUAGUGUUUUGUAGAUUGUGAUCUAACGAUGCAGUUGGGAUAAGUGUUUUACUGAAGCUACAAAACGCCGAGGUGGUCGGCUUCAACUAGUCUGCUUCCAGCCGCGAGCAAGCAGCAAACCUGAAAUCCCAACAUGGCGGAUUUAGAAGCCGUUUUAGCCGAUGUUAGCUAUCUUAUGGCUAUGGAGAAGAGUAAAUCUACUCCAGCCGCAAGAGCUAGCAAAAAAAUCAUCCUGCCAGAUCCUAGUAUUCGGAGCGUGAUGUGUAAAUACUUGAUGAAACAUAAUGAAGUAACAUUCGACAAAAUUUUCAACCAAAAAAUAGGAUUUUUGCUGUUCAAGGAUUUCUGCAACAAUAUUUGUGAUGAGCCAGUCCCACAGUUGAAGUUUUAUGAAGAGUCAAAAAGAUUUGAAAAGUUAGAAACCGAUGAGGAAAGAAUCAAAUUAGGAAAAGAAAUUUACGACCAGUUUAUUAUGAAGGAACUUCUGUCUCAAUCACAUACCUAUUCCAAGGUUGCUGUAGAACAUGUUCAAGAAGCUCUCACACAAGCACAGAAAACUAGACAACUAUCAGCACAUAUCUUUGAGCCAUACAUAGAAGAAAUAUGUAACUCAUUAAGAGGCCAUAUAUUUCAAAAAUUCCUAGAAACAGAGAAAUAUACAAGAUUUUGCCAGUGGAAAAAUUUAGAAUUAAAUAUUAAUUUAACCAUGAAUGACUUCAGUGUACAUAGGAUUAUUGGCAGAGGUGGUUUUGGAGAAGUUUAUGGUUGUAGAAAAGCAGAUACAGGCAAAAUGUAUGCAAUGAAAUGCCUGGAUAAGAAGAGGAUAAAGAUGAAAGGCGGCGAAACCCUAGCCCUCAACGAGAGAAUAAUGCUCUCUCUAGUCAGCACAGGGGAGGGAAGCCCAUUCAUUGUGUGUAUGACAUAUGCAUUUCAAACGCCUGAGAAGUUGUGCUUCAUCCUCGACCUGAUGAAUGGGGGCGACCUGCAUUACCACCUCUCCCAGCACGGGGUUUUCACCGAGAAGGAAGUCCGCUUCUAUGCCACCGAGGUCAUUCUGGGUCUGGAGCAUAUGCACAGCCGCUUCGUCGUUUACAGGGACCUGAAGCCAGCCAAUAUUCUUUUGGAUGAAAAUGGUCAUGUCCGGAUUUCUGAUUUGGGUUUGGCCUGUGACUUUUCUAAGAAAAAGCCCCAUGCUAGCGUUGGGACCCAUGGCUACAUGGCCCCUGAGGUGUUGCACAAAGGCCAGUCUUAUGACUCGAGUGCUGACUGGUUUUCAUUUGGUUGUAUGCUGUAUAAACUAUUGAAAGGGCACAGUCCAUUCAGACAACACAAAACAAAGGACAAACAUGAAAUAGAUCGCAUGACCAUGACCAUGAAUGUUGAGUUACCAGACUCCAUGACCCCGGAAAUGAGGGGAUUACUUGAAGGUUUGCUCAAAAGAGAUGUUGAAGACCGGCUGGGCUGCAAAGGCCGAGGGGCACAAGAGGUAAAAGAACACCCAUAUUUCAAAGGGAUUGACUGGGGCCAAGUCUACCGACAGAAGUACACGCCACCACUGAUUCCACCCAAGGGUGAAGUCAAUGCUGCUGAUGCAUUCGACAUUGGCUCCUUUGAUGAAGAGGACACCAAAGGAAUCAAGCUGGCUGAAGCUGAUCAGGAGUUGUACCAGAACUUCCCACUCGUCGUUUCUGAGCGCUGGCAACAGGAAGUUGCUGAGACGGUAUUUGAUGCCGUAAAUGCUGACACAGACAAGCUUGAACAGAAGAGAAAGCAGAAGCCCAAGAUAGAAGAACUGGACAACGUGGGAGCCACGGACUGCAUUGUGGAGGGUGAGGUGUUGAAGCUGGGAGGACCAUUCCUACAAACGUGGCAGAAAAAACACCUGAUGCUGUACCCGAACCGACUGGAGUUCUACCACAAAACCCGAGAUGGCCAAGUUACACGGGGAAAACAAGUCGAGUUGUUUUCUAUGUUUGACAUCAAAGAAGUAUAUCCCGAAUUCCAAAAAAUUAACAAGACUGAAAACUGCAUCGUUAUGGUUCUCAAGAAUGAUCAAAAGAUAACCAUUACCUCACCGGAUCGAGUGCUCAUUACCCAGUGGAAGGAUGAAAUAAUAGAUGCAUUUAAAAUGUCCACGGAAAAGAUGGCCACGAUGAACAAGAAAGCCAGCAAGCUUUACGGCUCUGAUCUCAUGAACAGCCCAUCCAAUGAAAACUUACGUUCACCACUCGAACACCGGAACAGCAAUGGGAGCUAAUUGUCAAAACUUUAAUACCGUUCUUACUAGAAGCUUAGAAAGGCCUAGCUGUGUACUCCCAAUGCAAAACAAACAAAAACAAGCAGAAAGUUGAUAGGGAUGAUAAGUUCCUCCACUCAGGUAGUGUGUUCAAUGUUGGGUCAGUUCCCAUGGUAACUAGAGCAACACUUGUGUGCAAAUUCAACUUGCUAUUUGAAAAAUAAAAGGUUGAAAUGCAGAAUUUAGACAGCACUGAGAUCUGACAAAAAAAAAAAUUAAACAAAAAUUUGGUGGAACAGAAAGAUAUACAUACAGCUACAAAACAUGGAAGAAAAAUGUGUACAGGGGAGGUAACCUCUAUCACUUUAAUGCAGCAUCACGGGAGAUGAUGCGAAAUUUUACACACAAAGACAUCUUGUCGGCUAGAAGGCUCUUAUUUGUGUUUAUUAAAUUUUGUUUCUUCAUUACUCACACUAGAUCUCCACAUUAUUUCCAAGAUGUAUUAUUGUUUUCCUCAGUGUGACAGCAUAUAUUCUUCAUAUUGUAAUUGGGGGAUGAAUGUACAAUUCGGUCAGAGACACAAAAUAUCUUGAAUUGGCACCAGAAUCUUUUCUUUUACGUCUCAAGUUUGAAUCAUCAUUACAACGGGAUGCAUUUUACAGUCUUUCAUGAUUUCAACUGUCAGAAAGAGGCUGGUCAGUGUUCAGCCAAUGUUCAAGGUUAUGUUUUCAGCCAUUGUUCAAGGUUAUGAUUUCAGCCAAUGUUCAAGGUUAUGAUUUCAGCCAAUGUUCAAGGUUAUGAUUUAUGAUUUCAGCCAGUGUUCACGGUUAUGAUUUCAGCCAAUGUUCGAGGUUAUAAUUUUGAUUCGUACAAGAAAAUACUGGUAUGAUUUCAUCGUCAUGUGCGGCCAUGAUGCCUGUUCGAUACAAAUUACAAAGACUUGUACAUGGUUGGCCCGCCUGUGGUUGAUGAUUCAUGUUGUAGCAGAACGAGGAUUUGUUUUCUUGACCCGUGUAAAAAGACUCACCACAAGAAUAAGAUAGUUUUGUGUACUAAUUGCCCUGCCCAUAGUUGAGCCACAGCUGUAUUUUAGUGUUUUAAUAUAAUUAACAAAUAUUAUUAACUUAAUUUUAGGAUUAUAACUCAUGUGGGGCUGGACCCAUUAUAUAUACAUAUAUAAAUAUAUACAUGUGUGUGUGAAUGUCAUAUUGUGCGUAUCUUAUGUCCUUUAUUUAUCUUACUGUGUAUGCUAUUAUAGUGUAUGAAUGUGUGCUAUCUUUGAAAAAAAAUUUGUGCUGUGAAAAUGUGUGCUCAUGAAAAACAGGUUAUGAUGAUUUGAAUUUCAUUAUUCAAGUAUUACUCGGACUAAGUCGCAAGUAACAAAGCAAAGGGCGUAUAAAUUAUGUUAAUGGCCUACCUGUGCAGUGCACACAAAAAACAUUAGAUGUCUUUUAUUUAUGCAUAUUUGAAAGGAUCUUGUCUUAGGGUACAUUGAAUUUCAGUUUUAAUGGUUGUACUCAACAUAAAGAAUUUAUAUUGUUUUUAUUGUACUGAAAUUGUCAAAAGAUAAUUUAAAAAAAAAAAAAAAAAUUCUUUAUCAUUCCAUAAGCCAGAGUAUGUCAACAUUUUAAAAUGUUGACAUAUUUUUGCUUAUUGUUCAGGAAUAUUUGCAGGGAGGUGGGUUCUACAUUGUCCUGGACAUAAAUAUGGUAUGUCAAAACAUCUGCCCUCAAGGAACUUCAAACAGCAUGCUUAUUAAAACAACAACAUAAAGGUUGCUUUAAACAGGUUUUCGUCCCAAAAAUCCACCCCCUGCACACAUGACUGUUGUUUUUGGUCUUAUCUGCUGUCUGUUUAUUUGGGCCUGUGUUUACAGCAAGUACUUUCUGCAUUUGGGCUCAAAUAUCAGAUUGAACGUGAACACAUUACUGUUUGGACAGGGAGAAAUGACACGGUGAAAAGAUCUGCAUUUAUAGGCACAUGGUUUGGAAUUGUUGGAAUAUGCCAAGAUUACUACAGGUGGAUUUUAUAUUUUAUAAAUACUAGUCAACAUAAAGCCUGUUAGUAAAAAAAAAAAUUCAAAACUUUAACUCAUGGCAUUAAAGAUCGAGGUGCUUGAUAAAAAAUUGUUUUGUUUAAUGAGGAAAGAAAAUACAUUUUCAAGUUAUGACAUUUGGUUAAUGUGAAUAUAUACACAUUUGGUUCACAAGUUUGCUACAGAUUGUUUUCAUGUUCAUGAGUUUGUGACAGAUUAAAAACCUGUUAAGAGUUAUUUCCUUUAUGUGUGAAUAUGUUUAAAACUUGUCUACAAUGGACACCUGCAUGCUUACUCUUAUUGUUACUCCGAUCAUAUUUUGCAGGGCCACAUUUAGGUGUUUCGGUUGAGUGAUUAUGUAUCGGUGUCAUCAAACUACAUUAUGAAAUCCAUGACAGGAUCCAACACCCAAACCUCACCCCUGAGAUCUGCUCCUGCUUUUCUUUAUCAUUUGUUCUCCAGACACCUGUUAAGCUAGGUUUUAUUUUUGUCAUUAAUAGUGAAUGAAAUUAACGUAACCAACAUUGUGUUGAAUGUGCGAAGAUUUACGAAGAUUUACAUUGUAAUUGUUCUUCUAUAUUUGGUAAAGAUUUAUGUGUAUAGAUUUACUACAUAACCAGAAUAUAAAGAAUUUAAUAAAUGAAUUAAGUUUAUAAAUCAUCCUGUCACUAUUCAGUAACUUACAACAACAAAAAAAAGGAGAGAGAAAAAAAAUAGUGUUCAUGUAUUGUCAGUAUUGCUCUGUCUCUGUAUAUUUAUAUUUGUUUUAUUUAAUUUUAUUUUGAUUAGGCUUGAAAAUAUUUGUUUUAACCAAACAGUUACCUUUUUAGAAACUUAGAUUUUAAACAGACAUAUGCUGGUAUUGUCCUUUGCACAUAUUUAGUACCAAUAUUCCAGUCCGCAGAUUUUUACCCCUGCCAAAAAUCCUGUAUCCAGGAAUAAUGAAAAUGAAAAAAAAGAAAGAAAGUAAAAUCUUUUUUUCUUUCUUUUUUUUAAACAAGAAAUAGAAUGAACCAAAAAUUAAUUUCAGUAGAACUUUACAGAAAUAUUGUUUUAAUUUUUAACAUCCCAAGCAAAUACCGAAGACUGUUCUUGGUUACAUCAAUGAGUCUUUUGUGAACUGUUUUCUUUCAAAUGCAUUCUAGUCACAUUUGCUAAGCUUUUAAAACAAAUUAUCAUUUUAUUCAAUUUGUUCCCUUUGAUUUGCUUUCAUCAUUAAUGAACAAAGGUCAGAUUAACAAAUUGGAAUAGAAUGGUUUUAUCAUUAGGUAUUAUGAAAUGUUAUUUUGAAGUGUUACGUUUUAGCAACAGGAUCAUUAAAAGGAUCCUUGCUGCUAUAAUUAGAGUAACGAUAUGCUUGUAGCAUAUAUAUAUAUAUAUAUAUAUAUAUAUAUAUAUAUAUAUAUUAUAAGAUACAGGAUUUCAGUGUUAAUAGACCAAAUGCCCCAUUAAGAUUGAAGUAAAACACAUUCAACAGGUGAAAGAGACCAGAUUUAUAAACUACAAAUAUACUCAUUACAGCUUACCUAGCCUGGAGAGGCAAAUCCCCAGGACAGUGUGCUUGAACAUUAAUUAGAUAUACAGGCAUGUCGGUUAUGUGAAGUUAAGAUUAUGGCUUAUCUUGUUUAUUUUUUGUUUAUCAAAGUUAAAUAUAAAAUAUAACUCAUGGGCUUCUGUUUAGUGGCACUGGUGUUUUUUGUUUAUUCUGUGGAUAUUAACAAGCAGAAGGUGUUGUCCUGUGCUAGUGUACUGGUGAUGCAGCUUGUGAACUGGAAUGUGGUUUUUCAUAGCACAAGGUUCUUAAUUUUUCAUUGGGCAGAGAAAAGGGCUCAUCACAAUCAGAUUAACAUGUACUAGGAAGUGUUUUGUUUUGUUAUUUACGUUUUGCAGUAUUGUUUGUGAUACAUUGUUUUCAUGUUCUGUUUGUCCAAGAUGCCAAACCUAAAGGAAAUGGUACUUUUUGUUAAUUUGUAUUGUAUAAAGUGCUUGAACUUGCAGUAUCUGUUGUGCAUGUACAAAAAGUAAAACAGAAACAAAGUAAAACAUAGUCGGUAGGCAUAUUUAUUUCCACAAUAGUCCUAUGUUGAAGAAUUUUCAGAUAAAUAAAUAAACAAACUGGUAUUAUGUUUAACAUUAUAAACCUUCAUUAUUUUUUAAGUAGCAAGAGAUUUCGCUAUAUUUCCCCAGAGAACUUGUAUCCAUAACUUUAUCAUUAAUUUGAGCUCUAUAUGAGACACCCAAUUGCUUUCUACUAUGAGACACAACCCCCCUUUUUUUUCUAUUUGUUGACCAAAUUAUUACAGUAUGCUAUUAAUUUAUGUUUAGAGGAUUAUUGAGUACAAGUGCAUUUCUCUUUGGGAUUUUUUUUAUUAGGCAGGUAUCUGGUGGAUUUCUCCUCUACUGUGCCAUUAUGAUAGAUGUUGUAACCACAGCAUUUUAAGAAAGAGGGAACAAUAGACAUUGAAGCUGAUAAAUUACAGCAGCAGCUGCUGUUAGUAAAUUGAAAUAUUUACAUUUAAUGUCGUCACUUUCUUUCCUAACACAACUUUCUUAUAGAAUAUCUCUUAAAUUCAUUUGGUUCAGGGUUACCAAGUAACGUUUAACAAGCGUGUAGGAAUCGAAGUAAAGACGAUGCAAAAACAACAAUUUCAUGCACAAUGGAUAUUGCAAGUGUGUGAAGAAUACUGUGUUGCUAUACUGUAUGGAAGCUGCCUGGAAAACAUUUAAACAAAGGAAACCAUUUUCUAACUGGGUGCAAUAUCUAACCAUGGAACUAUAAUAUGUUCUAUGUAAAUAGUGUGAUAUGUGUAGAUGUUUUGUGUGUUUCACAAAAAUUCAUCAGAAUGAAAUCUCGCACCAAUAUCUUGCAUAUAUUGAUCUUAUUUACCUGCUUGGAAACAUUUUUAAAAGAAGAAAUGCAUUUAGUGUUUGUUCAUGUCUUGUCAUUGUUUCUGUCAUUUUUAUUUCACAUUAGGGUGGAUCCACACUUGACUUCAUUGUCUGUAGCAACUAUCUUUAGCUUACAGUGUUAACCAGUUCCUUCUGUUUUUUAACUGUCUAGCUUUGAGAGUUGAACACUGUUUGUAGCAUGAGUUGAAACAAUUGCAUGUGGCUUGAGAGGUAAAACAUGUAUCUGGUUAUAGGAAGGUAGUUUUAUUUAAUGAUGCACUCAACACAUUUUAAUUACGGUUAUAUGGCAUAUGGUUAUGGACCUCACAGAUAAUGAGGAAGAAACCUGCUGCCACCAUCUAAUGGACUACCCUUUCCCAUUAGCAGCAAGAGAUCUUUUAUAUGCAGCAUCCCACAGACAGCAUACCUUUGUUACACCAAUUGUGUACUGGCUGGAAUCAGAAAUGGCCCAAUGGAAAUACCAAAGGAGAUUGAUUUUAGACUGACACACAUCAGAUAAAUGCUUUAUCUCUGGGCUAUGACUCACCUAUAGAGGUAAAAAGCUAAAUUAUUUUGAUUACAGAGCCAUGUAACAAGAUGUUUGUAGAGCUGUUCAGAUGAGAUUAGAAUAAUCCAAGAUGUAUAUUAUAAACUUAUUUUAAUUUUCUUAACAACAUUCAGAGAAACAUGAACUCAAACAGACUGGUCAGUUUGGAUCCACCACCUCAUGGUUCACAUUAGUUGACCGUCAAAUCUGUUAAAUGUGUAAUAAAAAAGCAGUCUCUUAAGUGGCAGACCCUAGUUUCAGCCAGUAAAAAUGGACACUAAAUUUAGUUAAUCUACAAACCUGUAACAUCUCUAUAAAGUUAUAUUAAAGUGAAACAAGAGUCUGUGAUGUUAAAAUCGGGAAUUUACUUGCUAGACCUUAUCUCUAUAACCGAUACUUGUCAGUGGUACGUGCGUUUUUAGAAUUGUGGAAAUUCAUUUUGUGGUAUUAGAAACACCAGGAUGACCGGAAACAAUCGGAUGUACGGAAAUAGAUCUGAACAAUAAAAUCUAAGUAAUGUCUGAUUUCAGUUAUCAAAAAACUGAUGGAAUAGUGAAAAAGAUGCACUAGUGUUUAAAAACUGAUGGAAUAGUGAAAAAGAUGUUCUAGUGUUUAAAAACUGAUCGAAUAGUGAAAAAGAUGCAUUAGUGUUUAAAAAUUGAUGGAAUAGUGAAAAAGAUGCAUUAGUGUUUAAAAACUGAUGGAAUAGUGAAAAAGAUGCAUUAGUGUUUAAAAAUUGAUGGAAUAGUGAAAAAGAUGUUCUAGUGUUUAAAAACUGAUCGAAUAGUGAAAAAGAUGUUCUAGUGUUUAAAAACUGAUCGAAUAGUGAAAAAGAUGUUCUAGUGUUUAAAAACUGAUGGAAUAGUGAAAAAGAUGCAUUAGUGUUUAAAAAUUGAUGGAAUAGUGAAAAAGAUGUUCUAGUGUUUAAAAACUGAUCGAAUAGUGAAAAAGAUGCAUUAGUGUUUAAAAAUUGAUGGAAUAGUGAAAAAGAUGUUCUAGUGUUUAAAAACUGAUCGAAUAGUGAAAAAGAUGUUCUAGUGUUUAAAAACUGAUCGAAUAGUGAAAAAGAUGCAUUAGUGUUUAAAAAUUGAUGGAAUAGUGAAAAAGAUGUUCUAGUGUUUAAAAACUGAUCGAAUAGUGAAAAAGAUGUUCUAGUGUUUAAAAACUGAUCGAAUAGUGAAAAAGAUGUUCUAGUGUUUAAAAACUAGGGUCUGUCACUGGUUCAGAUUACAUGUUUCAUUUUUAUUAUGAACAUACAGUAUGUGUACUUCAGUUUGAAUGCUGUGCUGUAGUGAAAAACGUUUGAUAUACAUUAUGAUUAUUGCUGAAAUGUAGUUAUAGUAUGGUACAGGUCUGGGCACAAAUCAUUCAUAGAUCACUUUCUGAAUGCAUGUUUUUCUAAUCCUUUGUUUAUAGCUAAUGUUCCUGGGGUUUUAAAAGUGCUAUAUUUCAGUAUGUUAAUAUGUGUAACAUUAACAUACUAUAUUCAAGUUCAAACUUCUUCUUUCUUUCUUUUUUAUAAAUAAUUGCAUAUUAAACAAAAAGGUACAAUAUGUAUGCAUGUUUAUGUGGUACAAAACACAUUAGUCUUAGUUGACAUGUUGUAUUUUUGUAACAUAUUACCACUUGUAAAGAUGAAACUGAAGUAAUUUCAGUUAUACAAAUGUGUUUACGGUAUUUUAUUUUAUUAUUAAUGUUUUUUAGUUUGCAUGUACCUGUGUGAUAUUUAAUAAAUAGUAAUAGCAUUAAUGAAAGAUAUUGUCACAUCUUUCAGAUAACUAGUCAGUUUGGUUACCAAAAAAUCUUUUCUAAAAGUAUUUGUUAAUUUAAAACCAAAACAAAUUCUGCAGACUUUUUUUGUUGUUGUUAAAAUGUUGGGUUAUGAUUACAAAUGUUAAUUUGUUUGAUACCAGAGUUCCUAAAAUAAUAUGUAUAAAAAUUAUUGUAACAAAUGAGCAUGCGCAUAUGGGUUUAUAUUUAUAAGUGUUAUUCGUUCGCGUUGAGAUUAGUUGUUUGAAGUUAGAUCUAUUAUGUUCUGAUUUGAAGUUUUUAGAAUUUUGUUAAAUGCAUCACAUGUUUGACCUGUAUCUAUCACUAUACAACAAGAAGAGUGAACAUGGAACAGGUUUAGUUAUAUUUGUCAAAAGAAGAAUUUUCUGAAAUGCCUGGUUAGUAUACCUUGCACUCCUUUCUAUAAUCCAGCUUGGAUUAAUCUGGCUCUAUCUAUAAAAACAAGAUAUUAAUUUCUGGGUUUAACACCAAAUCUUUUAUAUCGGUAAAUAAAGCACCUUAAUAUACUAUACUACUCUCUCCAUCUAAGAUCCCACUUGAAAUCAUUUGAAAUCUGAAUUGUAGAAACCGGGGAUGUCGAGGUUUUCAUGUAUGAAACCAAAUAAUUUGUUAGUUUACAACAAACCAUCUUAAAUGUAUAUUGCACUAUUCUCCCCUUUUGAAAUCCAACUUGGAAUAAUGCAUCUGUGAAAUCUAGGGAUCUUAAUUUCCGAAUAUGAAACCAAAUUGUUUUCGCUGUAUAUGCCAAUAGCUAACAGAAUUUGGCUAAAUAUCAUGGUGGUGACACUUUAGUUCUUUGAACCCAGUUGAAAUAAUCCAGCAAAAUCUGUCAAACCACAUGACUGGAUAUGGCACCAACAGUGUACAGUUGAUUCCUAUACAAGUAAUCACCAUGUCAUUCAUGGCAAAUGUCUAGUACACAAUGUACUCCAUGCUCUGACCCCAGUUAAGUAAUUUAAAAUACAGUUUUCAUUACUCAUCAAGAUAGAUGACCCAGUUAUAUUGCAAUAUUACCUACUUCACUAAGAAAUGUUUUCUUGCACAGACAUUAUUGAUGCAACUUUUGCAAUCACGUUUGAUGUGGGUACCAACCACUGGUUGAUAUUUUAGCAACACUAAAUUAAACUCAUUCUUGUCAUUGAUUUGAGGAUCAGAAGACUUAAUUUCAUUUCUUUGGGGGGUGAGGGGGUGGGUGGGUGUAUUUUUAUUUUAUUAAUUUUAGGUUGAUUGAAAAAAAAAAAAUUAAAAUAAAUAUACAGGUGUAUCUACCAAAAAGAUAGUUUUCAGAGAUUAUUAAAGAUUUUUCUAGCAGAAGAAUGUUUCUUUCAGCUGUCUCUAGCGUUUUAUUUAAGAUGGUAUUAGAUGGGAAAAAGAAGAAAGAUUAACAGCUAUAUAGUUUAUGAUAGUCUAAUCUGUUGUCAAGUGUAAGACCUCAGUGUAUAACAACCACAUAUUUAUUAAGGGUGAUAACUCCACAAAACCUGUUUUAGUUCUACAUAAUAGGACCACCUGCUCAUAAUUGCAUUUUUUGAAACAUUUGUUUUUAUUUUUUAAAUUAUUAUUAUUAUUAUUAUUAUUUUAAAGACCUGAUAAAGAUGGGUUAAACUACUUGCAUUGGUCACAUAAUGAAUUUAAUUUUCUUAUUUCUUUCCACAUACAUGUAAAAAGGAGAAUCGGUCUUUGCUGUUUUGUUUAUCGCUUGACCUGGGCCAUUGUUUGUAAAUACAAAACCCUGCUUUUCACGCUGUUAUAUAGCACUGGGUGAUGCACAUUAAGAAUUACUUAACAUUUGUGAUGGCCAAAAGCUGUUUCUAUUUGCUGAUAUGCUAUUGCAUUUGUAUCAUGGCAUAUUUCAGUAAAUGUAGAAGAAACAAUAUUUUUAUUGACUGCUUUGUUGAUAAUUGAAUUAUUUUUUUUAAAUAUUAUUUUAAUAUUUUAUUAACAGUUAUACAUUGUCAAGGUAAAUCAACUGCAGAUUGGUUGAGAAGAAAUUAAGUAUGCAAGCUUAACUAUAUUGUGUGGAUACAUAAUAUUUUGAGCAUUUUGGCAUGAUACAGAGAUGAUCUUUGACACACUUGCAUAUGCCACUUUUUGGGGUCAGGCAUCGGCAUUGUACAGUAGUUUACUACAGAUACAUCAUCUGACUAAUACUGCGAUAUUGAUGGAUAACGAACGAAUGCUGGUAUUUUUGACUAUUUAUUGGGCUUUCACACCCACUACGUUGAUGCUUUGAAAAGCGAAACCGUUAUUUAUUGAGAAUGAGCUGGGUCUCGUGUUACAAGCUGUAGACAUGUUUAUGGUAAUUUAUUUAAAAUUGUAUAUGUAUGGGACAUACUUUGACAAUGUAGCUGUAAGUAUUUGUACAUGAACGUUAGUUAUUACUGUUUGUAUAUAUUGAUUACAAAUUUCCCAUCCAAGAAUCUCAUUUGGACUUGCCCUACCCCUCCCUUUUUUUUUUUCUUUUUUUUUUUUUGAGGUAAAGUAAUAUGUAAAUUUAACAAUAAUGUGAUGCAUAGAGGAAGAACUAUUUGUGCUGCCUCAUCAAGUGAAGUUUUUUGGUCUUCAUUAAGGCAUUUUUUUUAUUCUUUUUAAAAACAACAUUUUUGUCUUCUUUUUUUUUUUUAUCAGAUUCAUGACUGUUUGGUCUCCAAGCUUUGUCUGUGUAACUUUUCACCUUUUUUCAUAUUGUGAAAAUUUGCGCAAGUUCCUCUGUCUGGUUUCAACAACCAGAAAAACGAAAUAAAAAGAAAAUUUCUGAAA
This is a messenger RNA of Gigantopelta aegis, 12319 nucleotides long. Its product is annotated as beta-adrenergic receptor kinase 2-like. NCBI's taxonomy places the organism in Eukaryota, Metazoa, Mollusca, Gastropoda, Neomphalida, Peltospiridae. The transcript is spliced from 19 exons. Gene Ontology annotation, biological process: G protein-coupled receptor signaling pathway; protein phosphorylation; regulation of signal transduction. Bases 195 to 2318 code for a protein of 707 amino acids. The record is from RefSeq and is a predicted model, not a curated record. Gene Ontology annotation, molecular function: ATP binding; G protein-coupled receptor kinase activity; G protein-coupled receptor binding.